AGCCUAGCCCUCCAAUCUCCCAAAAUCCUCUUAGUCCCAUACGAGCCCCACCAUGUACUGACCUACCACGCCUGGAUGGAAGACGAGGUACCCCCAGUCUUCUCUCUCUCGAACCCCACCAUAAAAUAGACUGAACAUUGCCCUUAACCCGUCAAACUUCAGGACCUCCGCACAGCAACCGCCUCCGACCGCCUAACACUUCCGGAGGAACAUGCAAUGCAGGAGUCCUGGCGCGAGGACGGGGGUAAACUCACGUUUAUAGCUUGUCUUCCUCCCACCACCGACACAUCAAAAACGGUCAGGGCGCGAAGGGACGACCUGCCGGAAUGUAUGCUUGGCGACGUUAACCUUUUCCUGUACCCUUCGCCCGAACACGAUGGAGUCGAGGGGAAGGUGGUGGCGGAGGUGGAGGUCAUGAUUGCACGAAGGGAGUUUCGUGGGAUGGGGUUGGGGAGGGAAGUUGUUGGGUUGUUUUUGUGGUACGUUGGGAUGCACAGAGACGAGGUCGUGGGGCAGGGAGGGGGAGGCAGGGGAGGUGGAGGUGGAAGGAGGGUGUUAAUGGGGUUUAGGGUUAAGAUUGCUGAAGGGAAUAGUGGGAGUAUUAAGCUUUUUGAGGGGUUGGGGUUUGAGAGGGUCGGUGAGGUUAAUUAUUUUGGGGAGGUGGAGUUGGUUCGGGGGGUUGAUUGGGGAGGUAUGGGGGGUGAGAGAGGGGAGAGGGGGUGGAGGGUUUUGGAG
Molecule: messenger RNA, 735 nt
Organism: Tuber aestivum (summer truffle)
Lineage: Eukaryota; Fungi; Ascomycota; Pezizomycetes; Pezizales; Tuberaceae
Source: the annotation of a GenBank genome assembly